AUGCCCCUGCUCCGCUGUGGCCGACGCCAUGACGAACCGCUUUGCCAUUGUGGGAGUCGAGACGGCUUUGCUCACGCCGGAGGCACGCAGAAUUCNNUCAUCGGUUGGGACUUGGAGAGCUUGCGAUCUGGUGUCUAUGCAACAUGCAAUCACGAAGGAGCUCAAUUUGCAGAUGGCAGCUUGCGAUCCAGGCGGGGUGGCACCCCGAUGCGAGCCAAGGCCGUGUUUGCCUUUUGGAAAGGGGACGCCGAGGCCCACGUCAAGUCCCACUUUUUGGAACGGCAUUAUGGAGCUCGCAUGAUUUGCGACUGGUGUGCCGCACUGCGAACAGCUGCCGUCCCGUACGCCGAUUUCAGAAGUACGGCUUUGUGGCGACGUGAACUGCAAAGAUUUGUUCAGCUCCCUGGAAGAAAUUGGGACGAGAUGGACGACUGCCUCCACGCUUUUACACGGCUCGCACAACAGUGGGCCAAGGCCCGCAAGCUCGAUCUGUACAUAAAACCUCUUACCGUCGCCAACUGUGGAUUGAAGCAGAUCGGCUACCCCGAGCUCAGUUCCCGAGUGAAAGCCAGCAGGGCCAGGGUUUUGCUGAGUUUCUGCUGCCACUAUGUUGUGGCCUUGGCCGGGGUUCUGGCUGACAGGGCUCUGCAGCAACAGCGGCUGCUGUGGAAGGUGCGACCGAAGCUGCAUUAUUUGUCCCACUUGAUCAGCGAAACGCUGGCCACGAACCUCAACCCGGUUCACAUGUCCAACUUCCUCGACGAGGACAACAUGAAGUACCUCAGAGGAGUUGCACAUGCCUGCCAUCCUGGGAAGGUUCUCACGAGCUGGGCAAAGAGGUACCUCCUCAAGAAGUGCCUCUUGCUGCGACGGUACGAGUACUGUCC
Molecule: messenger RNA, 887 nt
Organism: Symbiodinium necroappetens
Lineage: Eukaryota; Dinophyceae; Suessiales; Symbiodiniaceae
Source: the annotation of a GenBank genome assembly